This is a messenger RNA of Rhododendron vialii, 998 nucleotides long. RefSeq lists its product as uncharacterized. The coding region runs from base 342 to 998 and encodes 218 amino acids. The record is from RefSeq and is a predicted model, not a curated record. The transcript has a single exon. NCBI's taxonomy places the organism in Eukaryota, Viridiplantae, Streptophyta, Magnoliopsida, Ericales, Ericaceae.
UGAGACGUAAUGUGAGUCAUCUCCCCUCGGAGAGGCUGCUCAUUACAGUUGUCACUUAGCCCUAGAUGAUGGUAUACACUUGACUAAAUAAGUGAUAAGAGAUUCUCCUAGGAAUUUUAUUGACUUAUUUUAGAGACCAAAAAUCAGAAGUCAUAUUUUAUUUGCCAUGAGAUGUCUAGAUAAUAAGUAUGAUCUGCUAAUCAUUAAUAACAUCAUUUCCCAUAGGAGAGAUGUCAUUAUGGGAUUAGGAUUCCGAUGGUAUCACUAAAUAGUGGUGAGAGGAUUACACUAUUUAUCAUAAGUGAAUGCAAAAAAAAUUUAUAUCCAUUAUUUAUGUAUGAAUGUUUUUAUUUCAGAUGUCAAGCUCAUUUAAUCCACUUAGCGUCAUUUUGAGCCAGAACAAAUUGGUUGGACCAAAUUACGUUGACUGGAAAUGGAAUUUGAAUAUAGUGCUAACUGCAGAGGGGUACACUUAUGUACUUACUGAAAAUUGCCCCCCACUUCCCACUGAUGAGAGUACAGAUGAGGAGAGGAAAAAGUUUAAAGAUUGGAAGAAGGCUGAUGAGAUGGCUAAAUGUUAUAUUUUGGCAUCUAUGUCUAAUGUGCUGCAACAUCAACACCAAUCUUUUGGUAGUGCUUCAGACAUUAUGCUUAAUCUCAAGGAGAUGUUUGGUGAGCAAGGUAGGGCUGCUAGGCAGCACGCCAUGAGACAACUCAUGAACACUAAGAUGGGUGAGGGGACUCCUGUAGGGGACCAUGUUUUAAAAAUGAUUGAUUUUUUAAAUGUACUUGAGGUCCUUGGAGCUGAGAUUGAUGGUCAAUCUCAAGUUGAUAUUAUCCUCGAGUCGCUGCAUGGGUCAUUCAAAGAGUUCAAAUUGAAUUACAAUAUGAAUAAAAUGGAUUUAUCACUUUCAGAGUUAAUGAACUCUCUCCAGGCAGCUGAGGGUAUUAUCAAGCCUAAUCAUAGUGUGCUCUCUCCAGGCUCUCCAGGCAGCUGA